GUCCUGCUUCAAUUUUAUACCCUGUUUUACCCUCCCGAUCGACGCUUCCCUUUCCAUCUUCUGUUUCUUCCUUCUAGCUUAGGUUUCUGCAGAUUUGCUCCCUCUGUCUCUCUAAUAUUUUUUACAACACAAUUUACGCUUGGCCUUCUCAACCUUUUCUUUUCUUUUUCUCUCUGUCACUCUUUCGCUUGCUCUCAUUUGGUGGGUUUCCAAGUUUAUUGCAACUGAAAGGUGGUAUGCUUUGUUCUCAUUCGGCCUCUGUCCAAGAAGACGUAUAGAAAGAUCAAUCGUGUUGUGGCAGAGUUGUUGUGGCUUCAACUUGUAUGGCUUGUUGAUUGGUGGGCAGGAGUUAAGAUAAUUAUGUCAGGUGUGCAAGCUUCAAAUGUUUCUUCUCAAGCUUCUCAAGGAACCAAAAGAAAAUGGGUUCCAGAAGAAGAUGCAGCAUUGGUUUCCUGCAUGGUGGACUUGCACAAUGUUGGAACAUUUAAUGCUGAUACCGGGUUCAAAGCCGAUUAUUUAAACGAGUUGGAAAAAAUGCUAGAGAAGGCUUUACCCAACGCAAUGUUGAAGGCUAGACCUAAUAUUGAAUCGAGAAUUAGGUUACUAAAAAGGGAGUGGUCAAUCGUGUAUGACAUGCUUAAUGGCCAAAACAAUAGCGGUUUUGGUUGGGACGAGCAUAGGCAGCUCGUUGUUGAAGAUGCGGUUUGGGACUCCUAUUUAAAGAGUCACAAAGAAGCUGCUCAAUUCAGACAUCGUGCUUUCCCUUACUACAACCAGCUUACUGCCAUAUACGCAAGAGAUCGAGCGACAGGAAAAGAUGCUCAAACAGCUGCUGAUGUUCUUGAAGAAAUAAAUGAUGAGGAUGUACCUACUACAGAUAUGAAUGAAGAAAGAAACUCAUUCUAUGACUGCGAAGCUAACGUCUCUUUGGAUGACAUGGAUGUUUCUGCUACGGAGCCGCGACGAGAUAGAGACCAAGGGGGCUCCUCAUCUUCAAACAAGAAAAAGAAGAAAUCUGAUGCUCGUGAUAAUAUGUCUUCUUCAUUUAAUGAGGCUGCCACUUUAUUGGCUGAAAACAUGCGGGCCGUUGGCGAUCAAAUCAGUAGGAGUAUUGCCUCCGAUGUGGUAGUUCAGCAGAAGUCAGAAGAAUUCCAGAUCAUCCAAGAGAAAGCUACAUAUUUAUAUUCAACCUUAUGGGAAAUUGAAGGUUUAACCGUCGAUGAGUGGUAUCGAGCUUUGAGUAAAAUUCCAGAUCAUCCAACUCAAAUGCUCGUUUUCUUUAGUUUACCUUCUACUGCGCGAUUGGAAUGGGUCAGAAGAUUUAUUUCUGACCAUUAAAAAUCAAUGUUCAAACUUUUUAAUAUUGUAAAACUAUAUAACAAAUGGAUU
This is a messenger RNA of Gossypium raimondii (Peruvian cotton), 1389 nucleotides long. RefSeq lists its product as uncharacterized. The record is from RefSeq and is a predicted model, not a curated record. The coding region runs from base 361 to 1338 and encodes 325 amino acids. The transcript has 4 exons. NCBI's taxonomy places the organism in Eukaryota, Viridiplantae, Streptophyta, Magnoliopsida, Malvales, Malvaceae.